This is a messenger RNA of Crotalus tigris (Tiger rattlesnake), 630 nucleotides long. RefSeq lists its product as uncharacterized. The record is from RefSeq and is a predicted model, not a curated record. The annotation marks the transcript as partial. The transcript has a single exon. Lineage: Eukaryota; Metazoa; Chordata; Lepidosauria; Squamata; Viperidae.
AUGGGAUCACCCCUCUCACCUGUCAUUGCCAACCUCUACAUGGAACACUUUGAAACCCAAGCUCUAGAAAAAUCGGAUCACAAACCCAAACUCUGGCUCAGAUACGUAGACGACACCUUCAUAAUCUGGCCACAUGGGAAAGAAAAACUGGACAACUUCCUCACACACCUCAACAGCCUACACCCCAAAAUACAGUUCACCAUGGAAACAGAAGCUAACAACCAACUUCCCUUCCUGGAUGUCUUAGUCUACAAGAAAUCCAAUGGCUCCCUAGGACACACCAUCUACCAGAAGAAAACACACACAAACCGCUAUCUGCACGCUCUCUCACACCACCACCCAGCACAGAUCAACUCUGUAGCCAAGACACUCAUCUCCAGAACAAAACGCUUAGCUGACGAACAACACCUAAAACCCGAACUACACACUCUCACCAAUGUACUAACAUCCAAUGGAUUCCAUAGAAAUAAGAUUACAAACCUAAUCCAAAAAGAAACCCCCACUAAAAUCCAAGACAAAGAACAAGAAAACGGCAAAGCCCUCCUCCCAUACAUAAAAGGCACCACAGACAGAAUCAGUAAGAUCCUCCAUAAACACAACAUCAAAACAGCAUUCUGCACAAACAGAAAA